GCGUCGGGCAGCCAGUGCGUGCGGGCGAGGAAAAGCGGCUUUCCCGCUUCUGUAACCGCUCGUCGCGCGGCCUCCCCGUUCUAAUCCCGCCCCCCGCGCGCAGUGUGUCCCUCGCUGCCUGCCGUAGGCGGGCCGCAAACGGCUGGCAAGAUGGCGGCAGCUGGUGUGGUACGCAGGUUGUCGGAGAUUUUAAGACCUCUGAAUUUUCUGGUCCCUUUCACCUACAACAGCUCCUGCAACAUCCGUUAUAUUUCUGGACUCUCCAUACAGCAUUUCCAUCGGGUGCAGGCAACAUUAGCUUCUUCUGUUACAAAGCCUCUGCUAUCUGUUCCUGACCUGCCAUGUAGGUGUCCGCUUUCAAUCUUUAACAGAGUAACACCCUUACUGCCACAUAUCCUCCUGCAGCCUGUGAGGACUCUCACAUAUUAUAGCCUUCGAAAAGGAAAGAGGAAAUCUGUAAGAUCUGUGGUCAAGAGAUUUCUCCGACUGCACUGUGGCCUUUGGUUAAGGAGGAAAGCUGGUUACAAGAAAAAAUUAUGGAAAAAGUCUGUUGCCCAGAAAAGGCGCUUGAGGGAACAAGUGUUUUGCAAUAAAACACAAAGUAAACUCCUUGAUAAAAUGACCACUUCUUUCUGGAAGAGAAGAAAUUGGUAUGUUGAUGAUCCCUUCCAGAAGUAUCACGAUCGCACAAACCUUCGACUGUAGAAAUCCUCUCUUCUGUGUCUGAAUUCACACUUUUUUGUUUUUCCUUCCAAAUAUAUGUAAUUCUAUAUGGGCUGGGAUCUUUUUAUGCAUUUCCAAAGACAAAUAUAUACAGUUUAUCACUCCUCCAUAUAUACAUGUAACAUGCGCAUAUACAGUCUGAUUUGAAUUAUUGGUACAAACACUCAAAAUAAACUAAUUCCUGACUGUAACUGAAAUAUGGAGUCAUAGUUGGCUAUUGUAUUUCAUAGGAAGUGAAGGAAGGGUAAGGGGAAAAGGUGAGAAUUUUGUUUCAGCUAAAUAUUCUCAAUUCAUUAUUUUGUAAGAAUCUCUUUGUGUAUGUAGGAGAACAUCUGAGCUAAAUUUUAAUAAUUAAUAUUAAUACAAAUAAUAUAGAACGAGUAUUAUCAAAGCACCUAGGAGCCCCAGUCAUAGACCAGGAUUCCAUUGUGUGAGGUGUUAUAUAAACACAGAACACAAAGACCAUUGCUGUGUCAGGCUACGUCUACACUACACGUUUUUGAAGCAGAAAAUAUGCUAAUGAAG
Molecule: messenger RNA, 1248 nt
Organism: Pelodiscus sinensis (Chinese soft-shelled turtle)
Lineage: Eukaryota; Metazoa; Chordata; Testudines; Trionychidae
Gene: MRPL35
Product: mitochondrial ribosomal protein L35
Biological process (GO): translation
Cellular component (GO): ribosome; mitochondrion
Molecular function (GO): structural constituent of ribosome
Source: RefSeq, a predicted model, not a curated record